AUGGAUAAGUUCCUGCGGCCCACUAGACUGGAUUCGGACCCAAGCUCCAGCACGGCUGAGAAGGACUGGCUGCAUUGGAUACGUACCUUCGACAAUUUUGUCUCUGUCCUCCCAGCAGAAAGCCUCAACAAACUGCAAGUACUAACUAACUAUGUCAGCCCACAGAUAUUUGAGUAUAUCGAGCAUUGCGAGAGAUACGAUGAUGCAGUUGCUACUCUAAAGGCACUGUAUAUAAAGCCCACCAACGAAGUGUUCGCCCGACAUUUGCUGGGUACUCGACGGCAGAAGAGUGGAGAGACAAUGGAUGAAUUCCUCCAGGCCCUCACUGCUACGGUGUACAGAGAUGAGUCUGUGCGUGAUGCCUUCAUCACCGGUCUACAGUCCGGUUCUAUUCGACAGUGUUUGUUGGAGAAUAGUACACUCGACUUGAAUGCAAUGUUCACACAAGCCCGAUCCCUAGACGCGGCCCAACGGAGCUCUGAAACGUAUGUUACACCUAAUCCACCCACGUUCUCUACUGCAGCUGCUACCUUAUCUACUGAUGAUCCUUCCGAAAGCACAAUAGCUGCGGUGUGCGGAACUAAGUGCUACUUUUGCGGAUACAGUAAGCAUCCUCGCCCCGCUAAAGAAGCUGUUUGCCGAAGUUGCCAAAAGAAAGGGCACUUUGCCAACGUUUGUAGAUCCAAUCCAGCGAGCAACCGAUCAGAACAAAGUAAUGCCACGGCGUCUGUGUACCCGACUCUAGCCACGGUCCCUUCCUCCACUCCGCCAACCCUACUGACAUCGUAA
This is a messenger RNA of Halichondria panicea, 789 nucleotides long. RefSeq lists its product as uncharacterized. The transcript has a single exon. Bases 1 to 789 code for a protein of 262 amino acids. The record is from RefSeq and is a predicted model, not a curated record. NCBI's taxonomy places the organism in Eukaryota, Metazoa, Porifera, Demospongiae, Suberitida, Halichondriidae.